GUCCUAUUAUAAGCCCCAAUUUGUCUUUUCAUAACAAUCAUGCAUCCAUCCUCAAAGAGGCGUAAACGAAAAGUCUUCAUUUCCUUCUUACUUUCUUGAGUUUCUUCUCUCAUUUACUAAAUUAAUCUGAUCCUCCAAACAAUAAAUCGCCCCUUCAACAACCAUUUCAUCAUCAUCCUAAUCAAUCAAACAAACCCGGCCAGCCCCUUCAAUCCAAUAUUCCAUUUCAUCUGUCGAGCUAGCUACUCCAGCUAGCAGCUGCCUAGACUUCUCCCUCGCCGUCAUGUCGUGGCCGGCUGCCGUUUUCCUUUUCGUCGCUCUUGCGGCGGCGAUCCCGUCCGACGGAUCGCCGAUCCACCGAAAACUCGAAGAAGACGGCGUGCCCGGAGAAGAGAACAAGUGUGGAGGGUGCCCUUGCAACGCGCCGUGUUAUAGCCCGCCGUCAGUAUCGCCUCCACCGCCAUCAUCACCUCCGCCGUCUCCGCCGCCGCCGCCGAAGAAACCACCGACCACCUACUGCCCGCCUCCACCCCCGAGCGGAGGUGGGUACGACGCUCCAGCCGUUCUCAGCCCCCCUACACCACCCCAGUACGUGUACGGCACCGGCGGUCCGGGUAAUUUAUAUCCGGUGGAUCAAAGUUUUUCCGGCGCCGGAAAAAGGAGCGGUUUCUCCCGGAGAAUUGCGGUUCUUGUCGGUGGGGGAUUUUUAUUGGGAUUCCUUUCUUUGAGCUGGUGAUCGAUGAUCGUCUUCGUUCAUAAUUAGAUACGAACUUCAUGAUCUUCAAUUCGAUCAUACUUUUAUUUGAAGACAGGAAAGUAAUUAGUGUGCAAAUUUUAUUAUUGUUAUUGUAAUAAUAAUUACAUUUCUUGCUAAUUAGAUUAGAUGGUCUGUUAGUGGUAUAAUCACCAUCAUUAUCUGAUAUUGUAUAAUUUAAUUAUAAUUCUUCAAAUUAAAAUAAACAAACUCUUCUUUUCAAUUAGG
Cuscuta epithymum is the source of this 982-nucleotide messenger RNA. Lineage: Eukaryota; Viridiplantae; Streptophyta; Magnoliopsida; Solanales; Convolvulaceae. The record is from the annotation of a GenBank genome assembly.